AUGGACCAAGAUGAUCAAAUAUCUAACGAUCAAGAAAUCGAUUUUUGUACUCUGGGAAUGUUUAUAAUUGAUGAGAUACACUACCUCCCACCAACUCCCUCAGUGUAUGAUGUCCUGGGUGGUGCCGGUUCCUAUUCCGCCUUAGGAGCCCGUCUCUUUUCUCCUCCACCGCUCUCCAAAACAAUCUCUUGGAUAGUAGAUAAAGGCUCCGAUUUCCCCCCCUCAAUAUCAUCUCAAAUAACCACCUGGCAAACCUCUUGUCUAAUCCGUACCGAUCCCACCCGUCUCACAACUCGCGGCUGGAAUGGCUACGACAGCAACGAAACCCGCUCAUUCAAAUACACAACCCCAAAACUUCGACUGGACGAAUCAUCUAUAGCUUCUCAUCCUCCUCUCUUAUUCGCAAAAUCUUUCCAUCUCAUAUGCUCCCCAAAUCGCUGUAUAGAUCUUGUAACACGCAUUCUCUCACUUCGAAAAUCACAUUCGCCCAAUCAUCCCAAACCACUUAUCAUAUGGGAACCAGUCCCAGAUCUUUGUACACCAGACGAGCUUUUAAAUUGUACAAAUGUCCUUCCAUAUAUCGACGUUCUCUCACCAAAUCACUCGGAACUAGCAGGUUUCAUGGGCGAUCCUGAUUCUGGUAUGACUCCUGAAGGAGAAAUAUCCGUGGAAGCAGUAGAACGUUCUUGUGAACAACUCUUAUCUUCAAUGCCAUUGCAAUCUUACGCAAUCGUUGUAAGAUGUGGAGCAUUAGGAUGUUAUGUUGCGAAGAACGGAGGAAGAAAUAGACGUGCGGAGAAAAACCGAAGAAAACGUCCGGCAAAUAGAUCUAGAGGUGGCUUAACACUAGAUAUGAACAUGGAAGAUUUGUUCGCAGGAUUGCUUAGUGAUUCUGGCGAGAUUAGCUUCGAAAGAAACGACUAUGUUCCUGUCGACCCGGGGAUUGAGAAAUGGAUUCCGGCUUAUCAUCAAGCUGGAGAGGGGGAGGAGGAGCAUAAAGUGGUAGAUCCGACGGGAGGUGGAAAUGCAUUCUUAGGUGGUUUGGCAGUUGCGUUGGCAAGAGGAAAGGGAAUUAUAGAAGCUAGUUGUUGGGGAAGUGUAGCAGCUAGUUUUGCCAUUGAACAGGUGGGGGUACCGGUCCUGGGUGUUCUGGAAGAGACUGAGGGGACAGAAGGAGAGGAAGAUGACUGGGUGGAGGAAGUAGAUGGAGAAGAGGAUGAAGAUGAUACAAGGGAAAUGGAAACGUGGAAUGGAGUAGUGGUUCAGGAAAGAUUGAGGGAGUUUAUGGGGAGAGUAGAUAUUGCGCCUAGUGAAUGUCCAUCUAGGUAG
This is a messenger RNA of Botrytis deweyae, 1329 nucleotides long. RefSeq lists its product as uncharacterized. The record is from RefSeq and is a predicted model, not a curated record. The coding region runs from base 1 to 1329 and encodes 442 amino acids. The transcript has 2 exons. Lineage: Eukaryota; Fungi; Ascomycota; Leotiomycetes; Helotiales; Sclerotiniaceae.